Messenger RNA from Aphanomyces invadans, 1161 nucleotides. RefSeq lists its product as hypothetical. Gene Ontology annotation, cellular component: cytosol. The transcript has a single exon. Gene Ontology annotation, molecular function: protein-folding chaperone binding. The record is from RefSeq and is a predicted model, not a curated record. Lineage: Eukaryota; Oomycota; Saprolegniomycetes; Saprolegniales; Verrucalvaceae. Bases 9 to 1064 code for a protein of 351 amino acids.
ACGAAACAAUGGGCAAAGACUACUAUCAAGUGCUAGGCGUCAAGCGAGAUGCGAACGACGAUGAGCUCAAGAAGGCGUACCGCAAGAUGGCGCUCAAGUGGCACCCCGACAAGAACGUGAACAACAAGGAACAGGCGCAGACCAAAUUCCAGGAAGUGAAUGAAGCAUACGAAGUCCUCAGUGACAAGCAGAAACGGACCAUCUACGACCAGUUUGGAGAAGAAGGGUUGAAAGGUGGUCCACCUCCUGGUGCUGGUGGUGACAACAUGGGAGGUGGCUUCUUCCCAGGACAAUCGGCACAUUUUAGCAGCAGCGGCGGGGGGUUCCCAGGUGGAUUUGCGUUCCAUUCGUCGGACCCAUCCAAGAUCUUUGAACAGUUUUUUGGCACAUCCAACCUGCACGAAGCCGAAGGAAUGGACCCGUUUGCGAGCAUGUUCGGUGGUGGCGGUGGUGGUGCACGCCGACAACAUUCGUUUUUUGGCAAUGAUCCGUUUGGCGAAUCGAUGGGUGGACGAGGCAAGCGCCCCGAAGCGUUGAAGCGCGACUUGGAGUGCACAUUGGAGCAACUUUACACAGGAUGCGUAAAGAAGCUCAAGAUCACGCGCAAAGUGUACGACGAACGCGCGCAAGGGUUCCGGGAAGAAGAGAAGAUUCUGGAGGUUCAAGUCCGACCGGGUUGGAAGGCAGGAACGAAGGUGACGUUUGAAGGCGAAGGCGAUUUGCUGCCUGGUCGCGUCGCACAGGACAUUAUAUUUGUCAUCCAAGAGAAGCCGCACGCCAAGUUUCGACGGGAGAACGACACACUCAUUUACACAGCAAAGAUCUCGCUCAAGGACGCGCUGGUCGGCCAAGGCACGCUAACGAUCAAGACACUGGACGAUCGCGAGCUGCACUUGAAACUGGACUCUGUUGUGACGCCGUCGACGCGGAAGGUGUUUGUGGGCGAAGGCAUGCCGUCUUCCAAGGACACAUCUCGGCGAGGCGACCUUCACAUCCACUUCGACAUUCAAUUCCCGACAAGGCUCUCGUCGACGCAAGCCGACUUGAUCCGACAAGCGUUGUAAAGUACUUCCCACUAGCCGUGGUGGCAUAUAUCAUAAUCUCGACUUGACUUAUUUAACAGUGGUUAAAUUGCAAUGCACAUACCCAACUCUUGCACAA